GGCGGCGCGCGGGCGGGGAGGGGCCGCGGGGCGGUUGCCUUGCCGAGGAGGCGCGGCGUGUGGCGUUGCCUCCGGAGUGCGGCAUAUAGUGUCGCCCAGCAGCGGCGCGGCGCCGCUCGGUAGUUUAAAGCGCCCUCAGGAGUAGCAGCAGCAGCAGCAGCCGCCUUCCCGCCCGCUCCUCGCCCGGCUCCGUGUGAGGAGGAGCAGCAGCAACAGCCAUGAAAGGGAAGCAGCAGCCGCCUCACACGCCGCCUCCGCCGCCCAGCGCCGGCUCUCCUCUGCUGAAAGGCGCAGACGACGCCGACGAAGCUCCUCGCUUCCCAGCAAGCGACGGGGAUGCCGGCGGAACGGGCGCCCCUGCGGAGCCCGGCACCGCGCCGGCUCCCGCCUCGGCGGCCGGCGACGGGCUGGCUCUCAGACCGCUGGGUCCGACGCCGAGCCAGAGCCGCUUCCAGGUGGACCUGGUGGCCGAGAACGCGGGGCGAGCGGCCGCGGUGGGGGAAGAAGAGGCGGCGGCCCCCAAACCCCCCGGGGACGGGAAAGGCGGCGAGGAAGCCAAAGGCCGGUUCCGGGUGAACUUCGUGGACCCUUCGGCCGGCGACGACAGCUCGGGGGAGCCCGGGGGCGAAGGCUGCAACGUGAGCUUCCAGAACGGGGGCGACACGGUGCUGAGCGAGGGGAGCCUGCAUUCCGGCGGCGGCUCCGGGGGCCACCAUCACUACUACUACGACACCCACACCAACACCUACUACAUGCGCACCUUCGGACACAACACCAUCGACGCCGUGCCCAGGAUAGACUAUUACCGGCACACGGCCUCCGGACUCGGGGAGAAGCUCAUCCGGCCCAGCCUGGCGGAGCUGCACGACGAGCUGGACAAGGAACCAUUUGAGGAUGGAUAUGCAAAUGGAGAAGAAGGAACUCCUACGGGAGAUGCCACUGCUACUUAUACUGCUGAAAGUAAAGGGAUUGUCAAGUUUGGUUGGAUUAAAGGUGUAUUGGUACGAUGCAUGUUGAAUAUCUGGGGUGUGAUGCUGUUCAUUCGGCUGUCCUGGAUUGUAGGACAGGCUGGCAUAGGACUUGCAGUCUUGGUCAUUGCAAUGGCGACUGUGGUAACUACGAUCACAGGCUUGUCUACAUCAGCAAUAGCUACCAAUGGCUUUGUGAGAGGAGGGGGAGCAUAUUAUCUAAUUUCCAGAAGCCUGGGUCCAGAAUUUGGUGGUGCAAUAGGCUUGAUAUUUGCAUUUGCUAAUGCUGUUGCUGUAGCCAUGUAUGUUGUUGGUUUCGCAGAGACCGUUGUAGAACUGCUUAAGGAACAUAAUUUAAUUAUGUUGGAUCAAAUGAAUGACAUCAGAAUAAUAGGAGCCAUCACAAUUGUUGUUUUAUUGGGCAUCUCUGUGGCAGGAAUGGAGUGGGAAGCUAAAGCACAGAUUGUUCUGCUUGUGAUCCUGCUAGUUGCUAUUGUUGACUUCAUCAUAGGAACAUUUAUUCCAUUUGAAAGCAAGAAGCCUAAAGGUUUUUUUGGCUACCAAGCUGAAAUCUUUUAUGAGAAUUUUGGACCAGAUUUCCGAGAAGAAGAAACUUUCUUUUCAGUAUUUGCUAUAUUUUUCCCAGCUGCGACAGGCAUUCUAGCGGGUGCAAAUAUCUCAGGUGAUCUUGCGGAUCCUCAAUUAGCCAUACCUAAAGGGACCUUGUUGGCCAUCUUAAUUACUACAGUGGUAUACAUUGGAAUUGCAGUAUCUGUAGGUGCUUGUGUUGUUCGAGAUGCCACUGGGAGCAUUAAUGACACAUUUGUCGGUGAGCUGACAAACUGUACCACUGCAGCUUGUAAGCUUAACUUUGAUUUCUCCUCAUGUGAAAAAGGAGGCUGUCCUUAUGGGCUAAUGAACAACUUUCAGGUAAUGAGCAUGGUAUCAGGAUUUGCACCUCUGAUAUCAGCUGGUAUAUUUUCGGCCACCCUUUCUUCAGCAUUAGCAUCUCUCGUCAGCGCACCUAAAAUCUUCCAGGCUUUGUGUAAAGACAAUAUUUAUCCUGGUUUCCUGAUGUUUGCUAAAGGCUAUGGGAAGAAUAAUGAGCCUUUACGAGGAUAUCUGCUGACCUUCUUGAUUGCUCUUGGAUUCAUAUUAAUUGCUGAACUGAAUGUAAUCGCUCCCAUUAUUUCCAAUUUCUUCUUGGCUUCCUAUGCCUUAAUUAAUUUCUCUGUAUUCCAUGCUUCUCUUGCAAAAUCUCCAGGCUGGCGUCCUGCUUUUAAGUACUACAACAUGUGGGUGUCUCUAGUUGGAGCAAUACUUUGCUGUAUAGUGAUGUUUGUCAUUAACUGGUGGGCAGCACUCCUCACAUAUGUCAUCGUUCUAGGACUCUACAUUUAUGUAACUUACAAGAAGCCAGACGUAAAUUGGGGGUCUUCAACUCAAGCCUUGACUUACCUAAAUGCUUUGCAGCAUGCUGUUCGCCUUACUGGUGUGGAAGACCAUGUGAAAAACUUCAGGCCACAAUGCCUUGUCAUGAGUGGUGCUCCAAGCUCACGUCCGGCUUUGCUUCAUCUAGUACAUGCCUUCACCAAGAAUGUAGGAUUGAUGAUCUGCGGCCAUAUACAUAUGGGCCCUCGCAGGCAGGCCAUGAAGGAAUUGUCAACAGACCUGGCCAGGUACCAGCGGUGGCUUAUUAAAAAUAAAAUGAAAGCCUUUUAUGCUCCAGUACAUGCAGAAGAUUUGAGAGAUGGUGCGCAAUACCUAAUGCAGGCUGCAGGUUUGGGACGAAUGAAACCAAACACGCUUGUUCUUGGGUUUAAGAAAGAUUGGCAAUCAGCUGACAUGAACGAUGUUGAAACCUACAUCAACUUAUUACACGAUGCCUUUGACAUUCAGUAUGGAGUAGUAGUUAUCCGUCUGAGGGAAGGUCUGGAUAUUUCUCACCUUCAGGGGCAAGAAGACUUAUUGUCGUCCCAAGAGAAAUCACCAGUAACCAAAGACAUUAUAGUAAAUGUGGACUAUAGCAAGAAGACUGAGACAGUAACGUCCAAGCCUGUGAGUGAAAAAGCUCCUAUUCAUAAAGAAGACGACGACGAUGGCAAGACUCCAACGCAGCCACUUUUGAAAAAAGAUCCUAAAGGUCCGGCCUUGAACUUGGCUGAUCAAAAAUUGCUUGAUGCAAGUUCUCAGUUUCAGAAGAAACAAGGGAAAAAUAAUAUUGACGUAUGGUGGCUUUUUGAUGAUGGGGGCUUGACGCUGUUGAUUCCGUAUCUUCUGACAACCAAAAAAAAGUGGAAAGACUGCAGGAUCAGAGUGUUCAUUGGUGGAAAAAUAAACAGAAUAGACCACGACAGAAGAGCAAUGGCUACACUGCUCAGCAAAUUUCGGAUAGAUUUCUCAGAUAUCAUGGUUCUUGGUGAUAUCAAUACAAAGCCAAAGAAAGAAAACAUUGCAGCUUUUGAAGAAAUGAUCGAGCCAUUCCGACUUCAUGAAGAUGAUAAAGAGCAAGAUGUUGCAGAUAAAAUGAAAGAAGAUGAACCUUGGAGAAUCACAGAUAAUGAAAUUGAGCUAUACAAAACAAAGAGCCAACGCCAGAUUAGGUUAAAUGAAUUACUGAAAGAACAUUCAAGCACAGCUAAUCUAAUUGUUAUGAGUUUGCCAGUAGCACGAAAAAGUGCGGUAUCAAGUGCACUAUACAUGGCGUGGAUCGAAGCGCUUUCAAAGGACCUGCCACCAAUUCUCCUUGUCCGUGGGAACCAUCAGAGUGUUCUUACCUUCUAUUCCUAAGCACUACUGCGCAGCAUGUAGCUGUGAAGAAAUGGUACUUCAGUGCCUAAAGUGGGAGAGACUGAGAUGUUUGAUUAAAAUAUUAACAUCACACACAGGCAAAAAGUGACUACUCUUUUUCACUGUUCCACUGACUUGAAAGCACACAAGGAAAGUCACUAUACUCCUAAAGUUGUGAAAGCUUCAGUUUUCUUCUAAUUCUUCUGUAAUUUAAUCUUGCUUAAUGGGGGAAGAUUUCUUGCUGGACUGAAGAAUGAAUAAACAGGUUUUUCUUUGCUACUUGAGCGGCAGCAAUAAAAGUGUUUAUUUUUGAUCAGUGAAAGGAUUAUAGAUUUAUAAACGCCUUUUAGCCUUGAGGUGCCUUCUGAAGUUAACCAAAUUUCAUCCAUAUACUCUAUUUUGUAAAUUUAUAAAGAAUGUCAGUCUGCCAUUGGCUAAAACUUUAGAUCAAACUUCUUUUAGUUUAGACUUCCAUUUUAAUAAAAAUGCUGCGUUCUGGUCUUCCAUAAAGGUAUUAGUUUUAUUGUUGUAUGUUUCCUGUUGUUUGGAAUGGUGUGUGUUUUGUUUUUAAAGAUCUCUGUUGGAUCUAAGACAAAGCUAAAAAGUGGAGCAAGUUGGCUGUAAUUAAAAAAAAAAACACCAAAUUUGUUACGUUGAUAUCUAGGACUUUGUACUUUUCCAUUUGUACCACUGAAUAAAGCUAAAGUGUAUUGACAGAGGGUCCUCUUUAGAUUUCAUCAGAUAUAUAUAUUUCCUAUUGGGCUACUUUGGCUGAAGGUUAGUGGACCAGUCUUCACUCUGUAGCUCUACUGUGAAGCUGCAGUUAUGUUACAUGAUGAUGUAAAUGUCAGGCGCGUUUAUGAUAUGCCAUCUAACAGGAUACUUCAAUCUUUCAAGGACCAUCUAAAUAAAGUUAACAGUUUGUUCACCUGCUUAAAUGGACCACAUUUUAUUAGAGGUGUCCCAAAGGCAAUUUAUUCAGUUGUCAGAAUCUAUGUUUAGUCUUGUUAAAUACUCAGGUUUGAUCCUCUUGACCUUAUGUUUUAAUUUGUAUGUGAUGACCUUGUGUAUUCAAGAACUGCCAAUUUGUGUGCCCUCAAUUUGUGUGUGUGUGUGUGUGUGGUUUGACUGCUUUAUAUUUUUUUACUCGAUGACUUGCUUACUGAAGAAUCACUUGAGGUUUUAUUCACUAGUUUGUAAUAGUGCUUAUGCCUAUUAUCUGUAAGAGUUGCCUCAAACCCUUUCCCAGUCUCUUGGCAUUAAUACGGGGUAAUAUGGGCUAGAUUGAAAACCUGUAAUUUGGAUAUUGAAGAUAGAGAAUAUGAAUACACAAUAUUUUUACUGUGCAAGAUCAGAAUAAACGAACAAAUUUAUUUUGGUAGUCCCAGUUACUGAGACAAGGUGAUUCUUGCAGAUGGUGAUUAGCAUUCUAGUAAGUUACGACUCUCAUUGUCUUACCAGUGCUGUUUGUGUUCUCCCCUUUUCAGAAGUGCAAUACAAGUUGGCUGCCAGGUAGAGUAAAUCAAUGCCAGUACCUAGUUUUCAAAGAAAAUUUAAAGUCUUAUAAUAAGAACAGGAUUUUUUUUUCCUAAAAAGCAUUCCCAAUGUGUAAUAGCAUUGAUAAUUACAAGUUUGCAGUGCUUAUUGGUGUGAUGAGGGCAUAAAAUUAUUCAAUUAAUCUGAACUUCUGUUUCCAUUGUUUAUGUACAGACAGUAGGGCAUGAACCUAGUGCUGCUAUCGUGAAAAAGUGCACUGGUACACUUAUUCAAAAUUUUGCUAUUCAGGAAAAACAUUGCUUGUUAUCUGUAAAAGGAACCAAAUGAAAAGUGUCUCUGUGUGCUGUGUAAAAAAAAAUCAAAUUUAUCUAAAUAUGCAUAUAUGGAUGGGAGCAAAAUGUAGUCUGUAAAUUAAUAAAGGUUACUUCAUACAUGAGAAUUCUCAGUACUUCACACACACACACCACACUAGACACCAAGACAACAAUUGUACAAUUUAUUCUAACACUCCAAUAAACUUAAUUGCACCUUGUUAGCAAGAGGCAAUUUUAUGACACAUAGCCAUUCCAAUUUUCAGUUAUUAUGAAUUGAUCUUUUCUUUUUGGCGCCAUGUUUUCUUAAGUUCCAAUCAGUAAUGACUUGAAAUAAUUGUUUUCCAUUGACACUCAGCAAUACCAUUUCUGUAGCAGAAACUUCAUUUUAUGAAAUUAGGAAGUGUUUAGAAAGUAGCUGAAAAAAAAUCAAUUAUUUAUUUGUUACGUUUGUAUUAGGCUUUCCUUUUUACAUAAUUUGUUUUAUAUGCUUUUCUGUUUAUUUAAAAAUGAACUAUGGUCUUAAUUUAAGGAUUGAGCUUGGUUGGUACUAUUCCUCAGUUUGAAAAUGUCAUGUCAUAUUUUGAUAAUAUUGUACUGUAACUGUCACACACAAUGGGUUUUCUAAUGUUUUAACAACUUGAGUAUUGCAGUUACUACUCUGUAUUGGGGAGGGAUCACUGCAAUAAAUGGGAGUGAAUUAACUGUGGUUGCCUAAAUCAGCCUAUUUUUAUUAAUAAAUUCCUUUCCUCUGGU
Molecule: messenger RNA, 6322 nt
Organism: Lacerta agilis (Sand lizard)
Lineage: Eukaryota; Metazoa; Chordata; Lepidosauria; Squamata; Lacertidae
Gene: SLC12A2
Product: solute carrier family 12 member 2
Exons: 27
Coding region: 219-3758 (1179 amino acids)
Biological process (GO): potassium ion homeostasis; sodium ion transmembrane transport; potassium ion import across plasma membrane
Cellular component (GO): membrane
Molecular function (GO): sodium:potassium:chloride symporter activity; ammonium channel activity
Source: RefSeq, a predicted model, not a curated record